Molecule: messenger RNA, 945 nt
Organism: Sceloporus undulatus (fence lizard)
Lineage: Eukaryota; Metazoa; Chordata; Lepidosauria; Squamata; Phrynosomatidae
Product: olfactory receptor 5AR1-like
Exons: 1
Coding region: 1-945 (314 amino acids)
Biological process (GO): sensory perception of smell; G protein-coupled receptor signaling pathway
Cellular component (GO): membrane
Molecular function (GO): odorant binding; olfactory receptor activity; G protein-coupled receptor activity
Source: RefSeq, a predicted model, not a curated record
AUGUUUAAGGGAAACAGUACUAUUGUCGAUGAAUUCAUCCUCCUAGGCAUCACAGACAAUCCACAAUUGCAAAUCAUUUUCUUUGUAGUGUUCCUGAUUGUCUAUCUCAUCAAUAUUGUGGGUAACUUGGGCAUGAUCAUUCUGAUCUCAUUCAAUGCCCAACUUCACAACCCAAUGUACUUAUUCCUGUGGCACUUGUCUCUCUGUGAUAUCUGCUACUCAUCUGCUAUUGCUCCCAGAAUGUUGUCUGACCUGUUAUCUGAGAGCAGAACCAUCUCUUUCCCUGGUUGCACUACUCAGUUCUACUUCUUUGCUGCCUUUGUAGACGUGGAGUGUUAUAUUUUGGCAGUGAUGGCCUAUGACCGUUAUGUGGCCAUUUGCAAACCACUAUGCUAUUCCACUGCUAUGUCCAGGUCUCUCUGCAUCCGGCUCUUAUUCGGAUCAUAUAUUGCUGGCACAGCUAAUGCCAUCAUACACACAGCAGCUACCUUCAGCCUGUGCUUUUGCAGCUCAAACAUCAUCAAUCAUUUUUUCUGUGAUCUUCCACCACUCUUGGCAAUUUCUUGCUCUGAUACCCAUGUCAAUGAGUUUCUGCUUUUUGCAUUUGCUGGCUUUGUUGGGAUGAGCUCUCUUUCUGUCAUCCUUGUGUCUUACAUCUUCAUCUUAACAGCUGUUCUCAGAAUGAACUCUGCCUCAGGGAGACUCAAAGCCUUCUCUACAUGUGGGUCCCAUUUCACUGGGGUCACUUUGUUCUAUGGGACAGCAAUUUUCAUGUACCUACGACCCUCUUCUGUUUAUUCUCUGGAUCAAGACAAAUGGGCCUCUGUCUUCUACACGGUGGUAAUUCCCAUGCUCAACCCCCUGAUCUACAGCCUGAGGAACAAGGAUGUAAAAGAAGCUUUCAGAAAGUUCAUCAAAAAGAAGCUGAAAACUGUGCUCACCUGA